Messenger RNA from Cryptosporidium ubiquitum, 2238 nucleotides. RefSeq names its product poly-binding protein fabm. The transcript has a single exon. Gene Ontology annotation, cellular component: cytosol; ribonucleoprotein complex; nucleus. NCBI's taxonomy places the organism in Eukaryota, Apicomplexa, Conoidasida, Eucoccidiorida, Cryptosporidiidae. The coding region runs from base 1 to 2238 and encodes 745 amino acids. Gene Ontology annotation, molecular function: mRNA 3'-UTR binding; poly(A) binding; poly(U) RNA binding. The record is from RefSeq and is a predicted model, not a curated record.
AUGACUAAUAGUAAUAAUGUGGUACCGGUUAGUGCCUCCCUCUAUGUUGGUGAUUUGGAUGCAGAUGUGACUGAAACGAUGUUAUAUGAGAUAUUUAAUAGUGUUGCAGUCGUAUCAUCAGUGCGUAUUUGCAGAGAUGCUCUUACAAGACGAAGUUUGGGUUAUGCUUAUGUCAAUUACAACAGUGUAGCGGAUGCAGAAAGAGCUCUUGAUACUCUUAAUUUCACAUGUAUCCGUGGUCGUCCAUGCAGAAUUAUGUGGUGCUUACGUGACCCAGCAUCCAGGAGAAACAAUGAUGGAAAUGUUUUUGUUAAGAAUUUGGAUAAAUCGAUUGAUAAUAAGACUCUUUUUGACACUUUCAGUCUAUUUGGAAACAUUAUGUCAUGCAAGAUUGCUACUGAUGUUGAGGGCAAAUCUUUAGGAUAUGGUUUUAUUCACUUUGAGCACGCAGAUAGUGCAAAGGAGGCCAUUUCUAGGUUAAACGGAGCUGUUUUGGGAGAUCGUCCAAUUUAUGUAGGAAAAUUCCAGAAAAAGGCUGAACGCUUUUCUGAAAAGGAUAAGACUUUUACUAAUGUUUAUGUGAAACAUAUUCCCAAGAGCUGGACCGAGGAUCUUUUAUACAAGAUAUUCGGAGUGUAUGGUAAGAUUAGCUCCUUAGUCUUACAAUCUGACUCUAAAGGCAGACCUUUUGGCUUUGUGAACUUUGAAAGCCCAGAUUCUGCAAAGGCUGCAGUUGCUGCUUUACACAAUGCUUUGGUUACUCCGGUAGGAGUUGAAUUGGACUCAGCAGCUGAAACACCAGCCGAGAAUGACACUGGAGCUGAUUCCGAGACAUCAUCCAAACAGGAAUCCGGAGAGGCUUCUAAUAAAAAACAGACGGCAUCUAACGAGGUGUCAAAGGAAUCACCAGGAUCGUCUAACGAGGAGUCUACAUCAAACGAAGAUAGCUCAACUGACAAAAAUGUUUCGGCUGAAGUACAGCCAAAUAGACUAUAUGUUUCCAGGGCACAAAAGAAGAACGAGCGUCAAGUGGUCUUGAAGUCUCAACACGAAGCUGUAAAAGAGAGCCACCAACGUUAUCAGGGAGUAAAUCUUUAUGUAAAGAACUUGGCAGACUCGAUUAAUGAAGAGGAUCUUCGCUCUAUGUUCGAACCAUUCGGAACAGUAUCCUCAGUUAGUAUCAAGACUGACGAGUCGGGAGUUUCUAGAGGAUUUGGGUUUGUUUCAUUCCUCUCCCCAGAUGAGGCUACAAAAGCUAUUACUGAGAUGCACCUUAAACUCAUACGUGGAAAGCCAUUGUAUGUGGGUCUUCAUGAACGCAAAGAACAAAGAGCGUUACGUCUUCAGCAACGUAUUAGAGGAGGUGCAGUUCCUCCAGUUUUAAGACCUGGAGCAAUCCCACCAGGUCCACCAGGAGUGCAUGGAGCUCCCAUGCAGUUUGGUGUACCACCCCAAAUGUACUUCAUUCCCGGUAAUCCAAAUGUUGCAGCAACUGCAAUGCCACACGGCAGAGCAAUGGUUGCAGGUGGCUUCCCAAAUCAGAACCCAAUUAACAGUCCAUGGAGACCAAAUCCAGCAAGAAUGGCAUAUACUGGAGGUAUGCCUCCUCAAAUGGCAGGUGGUCCCCAGAUGGCAGCUUAUAAUGGAAAUGUUAUCCAACAGAACGGAGUUGCUCCAAAUGGAGCUGCUGGUGCUACUGGAUCUGUCCAAAAUGGGGUUGCCGGUAAUGCUGUUCCAGGAGUUCAGAAUGGACAAAAUAAUAGAACUGGAGGAAGCAACCAAAGAAUACACAAUAGACAUGUUCAGGGUAGUGGACAAGGAGGAAGGCCAGGUUCUCAUGGUCAUCAGGUUCAGCAAAUGCAAAAGCAAGGCUUCAAAUUCCCACAAAAUGUUAAGGGAUCUGAAAUGCAGCGUGUAGAUAUGAUGCAGAAUAGACAAAUGGAUCCAUCAAACGGAGCACUAGUCCAAAAUCCAUUAAUCCCUCAACCUGAUGUUCCUUUAACUGCAGCCACUUUAGCCGCUGCCUCCCCUAGUAUGCAGAAACAACUCCUUGGAGAAAGACUCUUCCCAAUUAUUGCCCAGUUCCAACCAGAAUUGGCAGGAAAAAUUACUGGAAUGAUGCUUGAAAUGGAUAACAAUGAGUUAUUGGAACUUUUGAACUCAGACAUCGAAAUUAAAAACAAGGUAGAUGAGGCCAUGGUUGUACUUGAACGUGCUCAGCAACAAAUUAGCACGUAA